AAAUUGAUACGCCGACACUGGCAUCCCGGCUCUGCAGUUACUUUCCAACAUCCGUACACGACGGUGGCAAAAGUGAAUUUGCGAGAAAUAUAUCUGUGAAAAAUAAGUGUUGCAGCUAUGGAGAUAGAGACUGCAAAUUGCAAGACGAAGGUAUCAGAGUGCAUAGACAACGUUGAUUUAGAACGAUUGUCUGUUGACAGACCGCUUAAACUUGACGUAGAAAUAACUGGAUUAGAUAAGCUGAUUGAGGAGUUGCACAAGGUGUUUUCGCACAGUCACGUCAAUAUACAGGAUGUUCAGAAACUGAUGCUUGGUUACAAAUCAGAUCCGAAGGACUGGCGAAAGUACGCGAAAUAUGACCGUUUUAGGUAUACGAGAAACCUGGUUGACGAGGGAAAUGGGGCUUUCAAUAUCAUGAUCCUCUGCUGGGGUCCAGGACACGCGUCAGCUAUCCACGACCAUGCAGACUCGCAUUGCUUCAUGAAGCUUUUAAGUGGGAGCUUAGAGGAAGUCAGGUAUGACUGGCCGGACAACGUCCAACCCGAGGUCAUAAAGAAGAUGAAACGUAAAGCGAAAAGAUGCUGUUUGGAGAGUGAAGAUUUAGAAAAAUCUGACGCAAAAUACACUAAUGGAGAUACCGGGAACUGUCAGAUUGAUGGAGAUGAUUUCGAUGAGUUCAGAGAAAACUAUGACAUAAAGAGUAUGAAAGAAGUCGGAAGGACCCGAAUGGAAAUUGAUGAUGUCUGUUAUAUAAAUGAUGCCCUAGGCCUGCACAGAAUGGAGAAUCCGUCACAUGUAGACGGUGCUGUGUCUCUACAUUUGUAUUGCCCACCGUUUAAGAGUUGCAGGGUAUUUGACGCACAUACAGGCAAACCUACUGAGGUCAAAGUCACUUUUUGGUCUAUGUAUGGAAAGAAGAUUAAGAGAGUCUUGGAAGCGAGCGAUAUGGUUGAUGGUCAACAAUGAUUUACAGAAACGAUUUAAUUCGUAUUAUGAUAUUUCUAUAUUUAAGGAUUGAUAUUAUAUAAAAUAAAAUAGUCCCCAUUGCUUAUAAUUCACAUUUGUGUAUAUUUUUAUUAUUUGUAUAUAAUAUUUUAUCGCGAUCAUAAAAUAAUAAAUUUAAAAUAAUCUAUGUAGGUUCUCUAUUAUCUAUAAGUUAUGGUUUGCCGAUGCCAUGUUGACAGUUUGGAGAGUUUGGUUUCGAGUUUGAAAAUCUAUCAGGGAGUUAGUUAAACGGCUAGGCUGUUAAUUGAACGGCUAGUUAGCUGCAACAGGCUUCUCAAUAAAGAACUAUUGUUUAAAGCUUUGUUUCAGCUGUACCAGAGUCGUUAAUUAAAGAUUUAAGACCCUGUAUAAUCUGGCCUAUUGUGCUCUUUUCAAUAAAGUAUUGUAUACGAAA
This is a messenger RNA of Pieris rapae (cabbage white), 1399 nucleotides long. RefSeq names its product cysteine dioxygenase type 1. Lineage: Eukaryota; Metazoa; Arthropoda; Insecta; Lepidoptera; Pieridae. Gene Ontology annotation, biological process: L-cysteine catabolic process. Bases 118 to 966 code for a protein of 282 amino acids. Gene Ontology annotation, molecular function: ferrous iron binding; cysteine dioxygenase activity. The record is from RefSeq and is a predicted model, not a curated record. The transcript has 7 exons.